AUGACGAAAACUAUCUAUGGGGAAACAACGCCACAUCCCAACAUUGCUGCAUCACUAUACAGCAUUGGACAAUGUUGGAGCAAGCUUGGCGAUCAGAGGAAAGCUGUCAUUUAUCACGAACAGUCACUGAAGAUGAGAAAAGCUAUCUAUGGCGAAACAACAGAACAUCCCGACAUUGCUGCAUCACUAAGCAACAUUGGGGCAUGUUGGAGUUACCUUGGCGAUCAGAGGAAAGCUAUCAGUUAUCAUGAACAGUCACUGAAGAUGAGGAAAAUUAUCUAUGGCAAAACAACACCACAUCCUGACAUUGCUUCAUCGCUAAACAACAUUGGGGUAUGCUGGAGUGACCUUGGUGACAAGAGAAAAGCUAUCAGUUAUUAUGAACAGUCACUGGAGAUGAUGAAAGCCAUCUAUGGCAAAACAACUCCACAUCCCGCCAUUGCUUCAUCACUAAACAACAUUGGUAAAUGUUGGAGUGAUCUUGGUGACCUUGGUGAUCAGAGGAAAGCUAUCAGUUAUCAUGAAGAGUCACUGAAGAUGAGGAAAAUUAUCUAUGGCAAAACAACACCACAUCCUGACAUUGCUUCAUCGCUAAACAACAUUGGGGCAUGUUGGAGUGUUCUUGGUGAUCAGAGGAAAGCUAUCAGUUAUUAUGAAGAGUCACUGAAGAUGAGGAAAAUUAUCUAUUGUGAAACAACAGAACAUCCUGACAUUGCUUCACACUAAACAACAUUGGGAAAUGUUGGAGUGACCUUGGCAAUCAGAGGAAAGCUAUUAGUUAUUAUGAACAGUCACUAA
Messenger RNA from Branchiostoma belcheri (Belcher's lancelet), 798 nucleotides. Its product is annotated as kinesin light chain 3-like. The record is from RefSeq and is a predicted model, not a curated record. Gene Ontology annotation, molecular function: protein binding. Lineage: Eukaryota; Metazoa; Chordata; Leptocardii; Amphioxiformes; Branchiostomatidae.